Messenger RNA from Anolis carolinensis (green anole), 3527 nucleotides. It is a transcript of the gene tnfaip1, whose product is annotated as TNF alpha induced protein 1. Gene Ontology annotation, cellular component: Cul3-RING ubiquitin ligase complex. Gene Ontology annotation, biological process: protein homooligomerization; negative regulation of Rho protein signal transduction; proteasome-mediated ubiquitin-dependent protein catabolic process. The record is from RefSeq and is a predicted model, not a curated record. NCBI's taxonomy places the organism in Eukaryota, Metazoa, Chordata, Lepidosauria, Squamata, Anolidae. The transcript has 7 exons. The coding region runs from base 286 to 1239 and encodes 317 amino acids. Gene Ontology annotation, molecular function: protein binding; ubiquitin-protein transferase activity.
GUCACGAGCGGCGCGCCAGCCGGGCAUGCCGGGAUUUGUAGGCGGAAGCUCCUGACUGACGAGAACGGCCUGUUGCUGGAGGCUAGCGCUUCGAGCUCCGCCCUUCGGCUGGGCUUGGGACCCGGAGGGCGCGCCGACUCUCCCGGGAGCCGGUUCACUUCAGCCCGUUCGGGAUCCAGCCCCCAGAUCCAACUGCUGGCUCCGCAGCCCUCCAUCCCCCCACCCACCACGGCGGAGUCGGUCAAGCCCACCCUCUGCAGAGUUGUCAUCUACUUGCAGAAGGAGAUGUCCGGGGACACUUGCCUGACGGCCCUCUGCCCAGCUUCGGGGUCCAAGCCCAAGGGGGCCGGCCUCGGCAGCUUCCGAGCGGGUGCCCUGGGCAACAAGUAUGUGCGGCUCAACGUGGGAGGCUGCCUCUACUACACCACGGUGCAGGUCCUGACGCGGCACGACACCAUGCUGAAGGCCAUGUUCAGCGGCAGGAUGGAGGUCCUCUCGGACAAGGACGGCUGGAUCCUCAUCGACCGCUGUGGGAAACACUUUGGCUCCAUCUUGAACUAUCUCCGAGACAACACGGUUGCCCUGCCGAAGAACCGGCAGGAGAUCAAAGAGCUGAUGGCCGAAGCCAAGUACUACCUCAUCCAGGGGCUGGUUGACCUCUGUCAGGCGGCCCUGCAGGACAAGAAAGAGUCGUACAAGCCCGUCUGCAACAUCCCCGUCAUCACGUCCCCCAAAGAAGAAGAGAGGCUCAUAGAAUCGGCCAUGAAGCCGGUGGUGAAGCUGCUUUAUAACAGAAGUAACAACAAAUACUCAUAUACAAGCAACUCCGAUGACAAUUUGCUGAAGAACAUUGAGCUGUUUGAUAAGCUCUCCCUCCGCUUCAACGGGAGGGUCCUCUUCAUCAAGGACGUGAUUGGGGACGAGAUCUGCUGCUGGUCCUUCUACGGCCAGGGCCGCAAGCUGGCCGAAGUCUGCUGCACCUCCAUCGUUUACGCUACGGAAAAGAAGCAGACCAAGGUGGAAUUCCCCGAGGCCCGCAUCUACGAGGAAACGCUCAACGUGUUGCUCUACGAGACCCCUCGGGUCCCCGAUAACUCUCUUUUGGAAGCCACAAGCCGUACCCGAAGCCAGGCCUCCCGGAGCGAGGACGAGGAUGGCAGCUUUGAGCUGCGGGACCGAGUCCGGCGCAUCCACGUCAAGCGAUACAGCACUUACGACGACCGCCAGAUGGGACACUAAGGGGUUUAUUUUCCCCCUGGAUUUCAAACCUGGUCCUCUUGUUCCUGCUGCCCAUUGAGUGAGCGGGGCGUGUGCCAUUCCCGCGUUGGUUGGAGGUUGACGUAGAUGUUGUUCCAGUGUAGCUGCGCACAAUGCCAACCAUGUAUAAACUCCUUUUUUGUUUUAUUUUGACGACGUACCCUUCUUCCAUAAGCUGACACCUUCAUCGUUUCAUGGCCUUUGUGGAAGGAACUUUCUCAGACUUAUAGUCAGAGAAUUAUCUCCUUCGUUUACCUUUUUCAAAUCCAGAUGCCGAGGAUGGCGAAUGUAUCUCAAACACUACAGUUUUGGCAGCCAUGUGUCUUCUUUCGAUACCAAAACACUUCUUUUCUCAAAUGGACAGAAAACUAACUAACGCUGGGAGAAGUUGGAAAGACGUUGCCGUCUUGAUGCAUCCCGAGGGUUGGCUCCAAGGUGAUUUCUGCUUCAGAGAUUCGUGCCUUGGUGUCAAAACGCCACCCAAUAAGUUGCAGAGUUGGUAGUUGGAUUGCGGACCGUUAUUGGUGGGCAUUUUUGCUUUAUUUCACUACGUUUGCCGGAAGCGCAUCGAAUCCUCCGAGGCCUAUUGAGCCUGGAAUAUACUGGAAUCAAUUUCCUAUAUUUCUGAUCAUCUUUUCUGUCUGUGCGUGGAACGUGGUGGAUCUCAUCCCUUCGUAAAGGGUCUCCAUUGUGAAGUUCGUCCCACACAUUUCUCUCUAGUGAUGAUAGCAGAGGAACACUUGAACCGCUCUCAGUUGAGGUUUAUGUGGGUCACGAUGGACGUGUUUGAGGUUGUGGGGCUUAAUGUUCAUCCCUGGCUUCUCACCACACUAAAUACAGGUUUGGUGGGAUUCCCAACCGUCUCCUGUCUGGGAUGUUGCUGCUGCUGCUGUUUUUUAGGUUUUUCUGUUUUUUCUUUCUGAGGCCCCCAAAUAUCAUAAGACGCCUUCAUUCAUGGACUGUGCUGAGAGUAGGGAGCCUUCAGAUAAGGUUGGGGAAUGGAUCUGGAAGAGAAUGGGGGCCACUCAAUGAAGAUUGUUUAGGAAAAACAUGGAAAUGGUGUUAGGUUUUCUCUCCAGACACAAGGUUGAUUUUGUACAAGUGCCUAAAGAGUAGAGCGAUCUGAGUUCCACCAUAAAUGGUCUCUUCAUGGACCUCAAUAGAUGGUCUACUUGGCCUGUAGGCUUGUCCAUCAUAGACCAUGGCCUAUCAGGGGCAACCACAGCUCCCCAACAUGGUGCCCUUUCCAUGUGUAGGAUGACAAGUCCCAACGUGGACUUGUAGUCCCAUAAGGCUUGUAGUCUUACCUAGAGGGAACCAGGUGAGAGAAGACUGAGCCCCAAAUGGCUGGAUGAAUCUCCCAGUUGAGGGGAAAGGCUGUUCUUUGGUGUCCAUUCCAGAUGUGUGCACAAAGUCCAUUGAGGACCAUGCUAAGACCAUUUAUGGUGGAGCUCAGCUAGUUCUACCUAUGGCCAGUUGUACCAACGUAACUUCACAUGUGUAGGGAGAAAACCAUGCCCUCCAGAAAAUCCCAUGUUUGGGCCCACAAAAAUAUCAAUCUCAAAGGUCCAUCUUAAUGGUCUAUUUGGCCUGUAGCCUUGUCCAUCGUAGACCAUGGCCUACCAGGGUCAACCCCAACAUGGUGUCCUUUACGUGUGUAGGAUGACAAGUCCCAUCAUGGACGUGUAGUCCUACGUAGAGGGAACCAGGUGAGAGAAGAUGGACCUCCAAAUGGCUGGAUGAUUCUCCCAGUUGAGGCGAAAGGCUGUUCUUUGGUGUCCGUUCCUGGUGUGUUCACAAAGUCCACGAAAGACCAUGAGAAGACCAUCUAUGGUGGAGCUCAGCUAGUUCUACCUAUGGCCAGUAGUACCAGCGUAACUUCAUAUAUGGAGAGAGAACCGUGCCCAUGUUUGGACCCACAAAAAUAUCAAUCUCAGAGGUCCACCUUGUUGGACGGGGGAUUCUGAUGUCAGAAAGAUCUCAAAACCAUAGCUUAGGACCACGAUACCAGCUCACUUAAGCCCUCUCUCUUUAGGGUAGUGCCAGAUAUUGGGGGCAAAGAAGUGGGGAAGACUAUCUCCUCCUCGUCCCCAUUUACUUUUUGUAUUUACAUGAUUGAGAAGAGACCUAUGGCAUUCCACAGAGUGAGAGGAACAUCUUGCCUUCGCAGCCAGCCUCUUCUCCAUGCACUGAGUUCUGUACUUUCGGUCAGGCCGAAUGUGACUUCUGGAUGUACCUGGUGUUGAAUGAAUAAAAUAACACUCUAAUGA